Molecule: messenger RNA, 453 nt
Organism: Bipolaris oryzae ATCC 44560
Lineage: Eukaryota; Fungi; Ascomycota; Dothideomycetes; Pleosporales; Pleosporaceae
Exons: 1
Coding region: 1-453 (150 amino acids)
Source: RefSeq, a predicted model, not a curated record
AUGGGCAUUCCGGUGUGCUGUAUUUGCAUCCAUGUGCAUGGGGCCUUGAAGGCAUCUUGGGGGCCAACUUAUGCGCUUACACCUCAGGUGUGGUUAGCGAGGUCCACCUUUGUACAGAAGCGGCAAUGCGCUGCGCCACGACGGCUAUGCGGCGCAGGGGCAUUGAGUCUAGCACGAGUAGUGUGCAUACAGCGUGCGUUGCAGCCAUUUGGUGGACUUGAGUGGUGCAGAGCAGCGAAAAUCAAUGAUUCAAGAGUCGAUGUGCAUUGGUGGGUGUGGCAGCAGGAAAAAGCGUGUGCGGCUGUGACGUGUGCUGGGGAGGGUCGGCGAAUGACUGGCGGUGUCCGAGGCAGCUGCGCCUCGAGUGGGUGUGUCGCUGCACACAUUGGGUCAGCAGAUGGGCGGGGCUCGUAUCAGACGUGCAGGAAACGCCAAGCUGAGGCUCUGCGAUAG